AUGCCCUCUCAACCUCCUUUUCACAGAAGCUUCUCCUUCGACAACGACGACGACCAGGGCCAUUUUUCCUCUCCUCCUUCAUACGCCACCUAUGCUUCGCCGCAUCCCGGCCAAGCUCAGCCAAGUCCCGACCCGUUGACGCCGCCGCCCCCGCCUCAGCACCGCAAUUUCGACAACUUCGCUCCGGCUGCGACCGGUGCCUACGACUAUCGGCAGUCGAUCGCGACCUCCGACAUGGACACAGGAAACCAACAUCAGCCGUACUCCCCAUACUCGCCCUUCGCCAACACCAGCCCCUCCCAAAGUCACGCGAUGAAUCCCGCAGCCUACAGCUCGCAAGAGCCGCUGGCCACCAACGACUCUCGCCCGUCUCUCAACAGCCAUUCCAACCACUCGGCCAACGACGGCUACUCAUCCUUCUCCGAUGACCCGUACAACUACCACUCUAGAUCCGCUCCCUUUGCCGCCAUUGAUCCCAACGAUAUCGAGGAUGAUGGCGAUGACGGAAUCCCCGCCCCGGAGCCAAAGCGCAACACUCUCUUUGGCAAGAAGGGUGCCGUUGCCGGCGUCGGCGCUGCUGGCGUUGGCGGAGCUGCAGCUAUGGCCAGUCUUAACCGUGAUGGAAAUGGAAACUAUGGCCCGGUACCCGGAGGCAGCACCGAGUACACUCACGACAACCGUGGCCUGGAGAAGGGCGGUUUCGCCGGUACCGCGGUCAACAAGAACGGCAAGAAACGCCUGUGGACCAUCGUUCUGGUCGCCAUCAUCGUGGUCGCAGUGAUUGUAGGCGUCGUCAUAGGCGGUGUUCUCGGCAGCAGAUCCGGCUCGCCCGACGACAGUUCGAGUCCCGGAGCUUCCGCCGCGGACGACCAGUCGAAGAACGGGGAUCUCGACAAGAACUCGGACGAGAUCAAGAAGUUGAUGAAUAAUCCCGAUCUGCACCUCGUUUUCCCGGGCAUGGACUACACGCCUCUGAACGCGCAGUACCCCGACUGCCUGACAAACCCGCCCAGCCAAAACAACGUGACUCGUGACGUAGCCGUUCUCAGCCAGCUUACUCCUGCGAUCCGCUUGUAUGGAACUGAUUGCAACCAGACCGAGAUGGUGCUACAUGCCAUCGACCGCCUUGGCCUCACGGACACCAAAGUGUGGCUCGGCGUCUGGCUGGGCAACAACGACACGACCAAUGACAGGCAGAUUGCGCAGUUCUGGCAGAUCCUCGACAAACACAAGGCCGAUCCUUUCGCCGGCGUCAUCGUCGGCAACGAGGUGCUGUACCGCAAGGACCUGAGCUCGACGGAACUCGCCAAGAUCCUCGGAGACGUCAAGAAAAAUCUGACGGACCACAACUGGGACCUGCCGCUCGCUACGUCGGAUCUCGGCGAUAACUGGACCGAGGACUUGGCCGAGGAAGUCGACGUCGUCAUGGCUAACAUUCACCCUUUCUUCGCUGGUGUUGAAGCUUCGCAGGCCGCGAGCUGGACCUGGAGCUUCUGGCAGAACCAUGAUGUGGCCGUCACGAAGAAUUUGCAAGGCAAGACCCAUGUCAUCAGCGAGACCGGCUGGCCAUCUGGCGGCGGUAACGACUGCGGAGAAUCGACAUGCACGAGUGAUACACAGGGAAGUGUUGCCGGUGUUGACGAGAUGAACAUUUUCUUGGACGACUGGGUGUGCUCAGCGUUGAAGAACGGCACCGAGUACUUCUGGUUCGAGCUCUUCGACGAGCCUUGGAAGAUCAUGUACAACACCAAGAACGAGAACUGGGAGGACAAGUGGGGCCUCAUGACGGUCGACCGCGAGCUCAAGAAGGGCGUCAAGAUUCCCGACUGCGGCGGGCAGAAGGCUACGCUUUCGUCGAAGAGAUAG
Molecule: messenger RNA, 1866 nt
Organism: Lasiodiplodia theobromae
Lineage: Eukaryota; Fungi; Ascomycota; Dothideomycetes; Botryosphaeriales; Botryosphaeriaceae
Product: Cell wall protein
Exons: 4
Coding region: 1-1866 (621 amino acids)
Biological process (GO): cell wall organization; carbohydrate metabolic process
Cellular component (GO): extracellular region; cell surface; fungal-type cell wall
Molecular function (GO): glucan endo-1,3-beta-D-glucosidase activity; 1,3-beta-glucanosyltransferase activity
Source: RefSeq, a predicted model, not a curated record